Messenger RNA from Colletotrichum scovillei, 2732 nucleotides. Its product is annotated as cycloheximide resistance protein. Gene Ontology annotation, biological process: transmembrane transport. Lineage: Eukaryota; Fungi; Ascomycota; Sordariomycetes; Glomerellales; Glomerellaceae. Gene Ontology annotation, molecular function: transmembrane transporter activity. The coding region runs from base 502 to 2262 and encodes 586 amino acids. The record is from RefSeq and is a predicted model, not a curated record. The transcript is spliced from 3 exons.
AUUCUGCUUCUUUUCCUGUUGAGCGACUCUUUGGCGGAUAUGCAGUCUCUUGAGAGCUGUACCAAUUCUUACCUUACACUUGAAAUCGCGAUAUCCUCUUGACUAUAAUCGACUCCAACUACAUACAAUAGCCAACUAUUCCCAGAGAACAACUCACCUGAAGCUCCUGUUGAAAGUUAGAAAACUAGCUUUCUCGAGUAAAUCUCCACGUGUCGGUUCUCGCGAGAGAUUGCGAAUCUAGGCCUUCCUAGACAUAAGAGGUAGUUUAGGCAAGCCUGUCCUUUUUCUUACACAAAGAUCCAAGAUCAUUCUACGGGAUUCGGGGAGCAUGUAAACACAGACACCACGUCUUUGCACGCCAAGUCGCCGGAUAGUAUUCCGGAAUGGCCAAGCCUUUGCUUUCUCAACUUUCGUAGCUCCUGGCAGUUACGUAGCUGCACAGGGACGCAGUAUAAGCGGUUAUCGGAACUAACAUCAAGGCAGCGUACUCUUAAAGCUCCAAUGACCUCACCAACAAAAGAACCGCGCCACUCCGCGGAAGAAGGAGCCACGGCAAGCAGCAUAUCCCAUGAUGACAAGGAGACAAGAGGCCUCUACCGGCUGGAACGCGAGCCUACAAGGGAAGAGAAAACGGCAGAGGCCCUAGCAGAGGGCCACGAUGCCGACAUACCCUCCAGCAUGGGUUACGUCCUCGACGAACGCGGCGAGGAAAAGAGGAAGCAGUCACUCGCGCUGGCUCGGACGAGAUCUCGCAAGUCCAUGGCGCGGGAGGAUGUGGAAAAGGGUGUUGGUGGUACGGCAGAGAAGGACGGCGACGGCGGCGAGAGCUCCGAAGACGAGAACAUUGUCUGGUGGGAUGGCCCGGACGACCCUGCGAAUCCGUACAACUGGCCGAGUUGGCUCAAGGUCCUCAACUGUAGCCUGAUCAGUGCCAUGACGUUCGUCACACCGCUGGCGUCUUCCAUCUUUGCCCCGGGCGUGCCGGACCUCAUGCGGGAGUUUCACAACAACAGCCCCUAUCUAGCUGCCUUUGUCGUCUCCGUCUACGUUCUAGGCUUCGCAGCCGGACCCCUGCUCUGCGCGCCCCUGAGCGAAAUCUACGGCCGCACAAUCGUCUACCACGUCUGCAACCUCUUCUUCAUCUGCUUCAACGUCGGCGCCGCCCUAGCGCCCACCCUCAACGCCCUCAUCGUCUUCCGCCUUUUCGCCGGCGUCUUCGGCUCCGCGCCCAUCACGAACGGCGCGGGUUCCAUCUCCGACAUGAUCCGCCAGGAGAAGCGCGGCGCGGCCAUGGCGGCGUUUAGUAUCGGGCCCCUGCUGGGUCCCAUCAUCGGCCCCGUGGCGGGAGGGUUCCUCGCUGAUGCGGCGGGCUGGCGAUGGGUCUUUUGGCUUAUUGUAAUCGUGAGCGGGGUUCUGAGUAUCGUCAUGCUCAUCUUUUCGAGGGAGACGUACGCGCCCAUCAUCCUUGACAGGAAGGUGAAGCGACUUCAGAAAGAGACGGGGAACCCUCUGCUGCGGUCGAAACUCGAUAUUGGACUCUCUUCGGCCGACUACUUCAAGCGAGGCAUCAUCCGCCCUAUCAAGAUGAUUGCCUUCUCCCCAAUCACCCAGAUCUUCGGCCUCUACAUUGCCGUAGUUUACGGCUACCUCUAUCUUAUGUUCACCUCCAUCACCUCAGUCUUUAUGGGAACCUAUGGCUUCAGCGCCGGCACAUCAGGCCUAGCCUUCAUGGGCCUCGGCGUCGGCUCCAUGAUCGGCGUCGUCUUCUUCAGCCUCUCCUCGGACAAGUACGUCAAGAGAAAAGCCGCCGAAGCAGACGCCGCAGCCGACGAAGCAGGCACCGUCCGCGAAGGAAUGAAGCCCGAAUACCGCCUCGUCGCCCUCCCCGCCGGCGCAGUCUUCCUCCCCGCGGGUCUCUUCAUCUACGGCUGGACGGCCGAGUACCAUAUCCACUGGUUCGUGCCCAUCCUGGGCACGGCCAUCGUCGGCAUCGGUAACCUCAUCAUCUUCAUGGCGCUGCAGAUGUACCUCGUCGACGCCUUCACCAUUUACGCCGCCUCGGCCCUCGCCGCCAACGCUGUCGUGAGAUCCGUGGCGGGAGCGACACUACCUCUUGCGGGCCUAAAGAUGAACCAGAACUUGGGCGUCGGCUGGGCGAGUAGUAUUCUCGGUUUCAUCGCUGCCGCCAUGUUACCUGUGCCGUUGCUGAUCAUGAAGUAUGGCGAGUACUUGCGCAAGCGUUUCGAGCUCAAAGACCUGUAGAUGCCGCUUUGAUUGACCACGCCAGGGAAAGCCUUCCCUAAGUUAUAGGAAAUGGAGAACUUAUAGACAUACCCAAUGUAUAUUAUUGAACAAUCCAAGUGAAGAUGACAUUGUCUUGAUGUAUGUCGAUGAUGGACCAUGGAUGGAUCCUUGAAUUGGGUUCUUCCAUUCUCGGCUUCCAUUCUGAUGAUCGCAAGACUCAUGAGAGACUUCAUGUGGUGACUAACAGUCCAUCGUAUUUGUGUCUCAAACCCAAUCCGCUGGAUAUCUUCCCGUCUGCUCAAUUCCGCAGGCAGAACUGUUAGUGACUGGAACGGGUUGGACUGGAACAGGGCGAUAGUGAUUGUGUCUUAAUGAAGUACCUUACGCUGCAACGUAAUCGCCGCCAUUUCGUUCCGUCUUGGAGAUGUCAUCUCAUUGGGACCAUUAUUCUGGGCUCUCCGCGAGAGCUUAGAUGUCGUCUGAUCGAC